Messenger RNA from Benincasa hispida (wax gourd), 665 nucleotides. RefSeq lists its product as uncharacterized. Lineage: Eukaryota; Viridiplantae; Streptophyta; Magnoliopsida; Cucurbitales; Cucurbitaceae. The record is from RefSeq and is a predicted model, not a curated record.
CUAUAUAAAUGUAGUUAUUAGUAAAUCAAUUGUACGGCGAUUGAAAGAUGGAAGAAAUGGAGCGGCCGAUAUUUGGGUCAGGUUCUUAUUACACCAUUCUCGGUGUCGGGUCGGAUUCUUCACCGGAAGAGAUUCGGAGCGCUUAUCGGCGGCUGGCAAUGCGAUGGCAUCCGGAUCGGUGGGCGAGAAGAAGGGCAGCCCCUACUUUGUUGAGUGAAGCAACGGCCAAAUUCCAGCAGAUUCAACAAGCUUAUUCAGUUUUGUCGGACAAGAGGAAGAGAGCAAUGUAUGAUGCUGGGUUCUAUGAUGUUGACGAUGAUGACGACCAUGAUCAGGCAUUCAAUGAUUUUAUGCAAGAAAUGGUGUCACUUAUGGCCAAAGUAAGGAGUGAGGAUUGCAAGUCUAACAGCAUGGAGGAGCUACAAUCAAUGCUCAUGGAAAUGGCCCAAGGAUUUUGAUUAUCUUCCGUUUUCUUUUUGUUAUGGGCCCAUAUUUUAAUAUAGCCCAUUGAGAAAAAGCCCAAUUUUGAAAAAUGAUUUUACUUCGGGGCCCAGUUGGAGCCCAUUACUUUCAUGAAGCCUCAUACGGCCCACCUUUAAAAUGCUUGUAAGUAUGCAUGGUUGAAAAUAAUGAAAUUUGUUCAUUCACUUUUUAUUUUCCCCUAA